Molecule: messenger RNA, 1794 nt
Organism: Fomitiporia mediterranea MF3/22
Lineage: Eukaryota; Fungi; Basidiomycota; Agaricomycetes; Hymenochaetales; Hymenochaetaceae
Product: phosphoacetylglucosamine mutase
Exons: 6
Coding region: 25-1683 (552 amino acids)
Biological process (GO): carbohydrate metabolic process; UDP-N-acetylglucosamine biosynthetic process
Molecular function (GO): magnesium ion binding; phosphoacetylglucosamine mutase activity
Source: RefSeq, a predicted model, not a curated record
AACGACCUGUCCUUGCUCCCAACCAUGUCGACCAUAGAGACUUUGAAUGAGGGUAUCAGGGCCUACGCAGAUCUACACCCUAAGCCAUCUAAUAUUCAGUUCCAGUAUGGAACGGCUGGUUUCAGGACGUUGGGUGUCCUUCUCGAAUCUGUACUUUUCAGAGUUGGCAUCCUCGCUGCUCUAAGAAGCAAAAAGUUGGAUGGCAAGACGAUCGGUGUCAUGAUCACCGCUUCACAUAAUCCCGAGCAGGAUAACGGUGUCAAAUUGGUCGAUCCCAGGGGUGAGAUGCUCGAAGCUGCUUGGGAAAACCACGCGACAACCUUCGCGAACGCUCCCACCACAGACGCCUUCAUAGAGGCUGUUGAGAGUUUGAUCAAAGUAGCUAAAAUCGACGUGACCAAGCCAGCGCAUGUCGUAUAUGCGCGUGAUACACGCCCGACUGGUCCCGCACUUGUCGCUGCAUUUGAAGAUGGACUCAAAGCUUCUAAAGCAGAUGGGAGAGACGAAGGUGUGAGGACUACACCCGUGUUACACUACCUUGUGAGGUGCAUCAAUUGUAAGGGAACAGCUGAGGCAUAUGGUGAGGACUCCGAAGAUGGAUACAUGAGGAAACUCAGCGAAUCCUUCAAAAAGCUCGUUACAGGAAAGGGGACAAAAGGAACGUUGAUUGUGGAUUGCGCUAAUGGAGUCGGAGCACCAACCGCUGAACGGCUUGCUCAAUACCUGGGAGACUCUUUGACCCUCGAGCUAGUGAACACUGCAGUCAAUACUGAAGGCGCUCUGAACAACGCUUGCGGAGCAGAUUAUGUAAAGACCUCACAAAAACUACCGCCAUCUUUGAAUGGUGUCCUGCGAGCUGGACAGCGUGCCUGCAGUCUCGACGGCGAUGCCGACCGUCUCAUCUAUUACUACUUAGACGAGCGCAAUCAGUUCCACAUGUUAGAUGGUGACAAAAUUGCCGCGCUAGUCGCUGCUUUUAUUGUAGAGCUCGUCAAAUUGGCUGGGCUGGAUGAUAAGAUUGAAGUUGGCGUUGUGCAGACAGCGUACGCCAACGGUGCUUCAACAAAGUAUCUUGCAGAGAGACUUCCUGUAACGUGCGUACCAACUGGAGUGAAGCACCUGCACCAUGCCGCCGAACAUUUUUCCGUUGGGGUCUACUUUGAGGCGAACGGUCAUGGAACAGUCCUUUUUUCUCCCACUGCUUGCGCAGCUCUGGUGGAACGAAAGCCAAGCACGCCGGCACAACAGACAGCAUUGAACCAUUUGAGGAACUUGGUCGACUUGAUUAACCAAACCGUCGGAGAUGCCCUUUCGGACAUGCUGCUUGUUGAGACCGUGCUUGCACAUAAAUCAUUCUCGGGUAUUGAAUGGGACGCACUUUACACAGAUCUGCCGAAUCGUCUCGUAAAGGUUGUCGUAAAAGAUCGGAACAUCUUCAAGACGGAAGAUGCGGAGCGCCGUCUUGUUGCUCCCGCUGGCUUGCAGCAGAAGCUCGAUGAACUGGUGAGGAAGUAUGAUGGGGGCCGUGCGUUCGUGAGACCAAGCGGGACUGAAGAUGUUGUCCGUGUCUAUGCGGAAGCAAUCUUGCGGCCCCAAGCUGACGAACUGGCUUUCAAAGUUGCUGGUUUGGUGUACGACUUCACAGGAGGCGAUCCUGUAGCCAGACCCAGAGAAUUCUUGUGAAAUAUACUUUCUUAGAGGGUCUCGUGUGCUGCUGUACUAUAGCUGCUGUUAGAUGUGUAAUACCAUGGAAUUGUAUGGGCGGAACGCUCUGAAUUGAUAAUAUUAAUAACG